GCGGGGUCUUGCUCUUCUUGCUCGGCAGUGAUGCCGCGCUCAAACUCCGUGGGGUCGCCAUCUCGAAAUGAGGAGUCAGUCCUCGGAGCGAUGUCGGUGGUAAACAUGGCCCUUCAUUACACCCAGUUGCGUGACCUGCGUCCGUAGUAUCCAGGGAGCCUUGUGUGGAAAGGGAGGAUAGCUGGACGCCUCUCAGUGCCUGCAAAAGGAUAAUCCGCGUCAGAACAGCUGGGCACUAUCAUACGUGUUUCACAAUUCACGUUGUUUUAAAGCAUAACGCUACAAUAGAUAUGGCCACAAGACAACUCGCCUCAUGGGCGACCUCACUUCAAUACGCUGACCUACCGCCUCCAGUCAAACAGGCUGCUAUACGAAGCUUCUACAACUGGACAGGCUGCGCGUUAGGCGGCUCCAACCACCAGACCACGACAAAAGCACUAAAAGCGCUGUCUCCAUUCUUCGGACCUCCCACUUCGAGUAUCCUCGGCCGCGCAAGUCGAACCAGCAACGACGACUUACCGACCCGAGCAGACGCAUCACACGCCGCGCUGAUCAACGGCAUCGCGUCCCACGUGCACGACUACGACGAUACACAUCUCGAAACCAUCAUUCACCCUACCGGACCCGUAGCAAGUGCUCUGCUGGCACAAGCUGAAGCAUCGGCCACCAAAGUGAGCGGCCAGGAGUUCCUUCUGGCGCUCGUAGCUGGCAUCGAGGCCGAGUGUAAGGUCGGAUUGGCAGUCUGGCCGAAGCACUAUGAUAUCGGAUGGCACAUAACCAGCACGACAGGUUCCAUCGGUGCAGCAGUCGCCGUGGGCAAACUCCUCAAUCUCUCCGAGGAACAAAUGGCUCACGCUAUUGGCAUUGCAGCAACGCAAGUGACCGGACUACGUGAGAUGUUCGGCUCGGAUACCAAAUGUUUCCACGUAGGCCGUUCGGCCCAGAACGGGCUCAUGGCGGCGGUCCUGGCGUCCAACGGCUACACCAGCUCGUUACAAGCUCUGGAAGCGAAGCGGGGUUGGGCCAAUGUUGUCAGCGAGAAGCAGAACCUCACUGAGCAAAUCGACUCGCUGGGCAAGGUUUGGGAGACCGAAAAGAACUCAUUCAAACCUUUCCCAUGUGGAAUUGUUGUGCAUCCCAUCAUAGACGGGUGCAUUCAACUACAUGAUGAUAUCAAAGAAAAGGGGCUUUCAGUUUCCGACAUCACGAAGAUCCAUACCAGGGUCCAUCCACUCGUACUCGAAUUGACCGGUAAAAAGACGCCGAAGGACGGUUUGCAAGCCAAGUUCAGCGUCUAUCACGGCGGAGCCGUCGGGCUGGUAUUUGGCAAAGCUGGACCAGCGCAGUAUGAAGAUGAAGUCGUGACGAGUCAGCAAGUCACAUCGAUCAGGGACAAGAUCGAUGCAGUUGCUGAUGAAAAGUUGGGAGCGGACGAGGCGGAGAUUGUGGCUGAGUUUGCAGACGGGCAGAAAUUAACCAAGCAUAUCGAGCAUGCUAUAGGGAGCUUGGAGGCGCCUAUGACGGAUGAACAGUUGGAACAGAAGUUCAUUGAUCAGGUUGGUCAGGCGCUGGGGCAAGAGGUAGCAUCGCAGGCGAGUAAGUCUUGUUGGGCGAUAGCAGAAACUCGGACCUUGGGAGACGUUGUGAACAAUUUGUAGAUGGCGAUAAAUGCACACUAGGCCGAUGACACGCUGAUGAGCUUCAUGAGCGGCGGUUCUGCAACAUUACUGGGCACAUAAAGCAUCAUUCGAGCAGCUCGAAGAUGUGAUAGGAGAACAUGUUGGGGAGCAAAGUAAC
Messenger RNA from Exophiala viscosa, 1797 nucleotides. RefSeq names its product 2-methylcitrate dehydratase. Gene Ontology annotation, molecular function: lyase activity. Lineage: Eukaryota; Fungi; Ascomycota; Eurotiomycetes; Chaetothyriales; Herpotrichiellaceae. The transcript is spliced from 2 exons. The coding region runs from base 291 to 1658 and encodes 455 amino acids. The record is from RefSeq and is a predicted model, not a curated record.